AUGAAGUUCCUAUUACUGUCUCUCUUUAUAUGCUUUAGUCUGGUCGCCGCCUGGUCCAAGGAAGACUAUGAGAUCUUUGGUCUACGCGAUGAUGUGGCCUCAAAUGAAGGUGCCAAUGUGACCUUCUAUGAUUUCCUUGAGAUCCGCCCCAAUGCCAAUCAGGAACAGAUCACCAAGGCUUACCGCAAGAAGUCGAGAAUCCUCCACCCCGACAAAGUGAAGCGCGCCUUUGUCGCCAACUACUCCAAGGACAAGUCCAAGGCCAAGUCGAAGCAGGGUGUCAAUGUCAAUAAGGGUCCUUCUCAGCGUGAGAUCGCGGCUGCUGUCAAGGAUGCCGAUGCUCGCUCUACCCGUCUGAACCUGGUUGCCAACGUUCUGCGUGGUCCAGGCCGUGAACGCUACGAUCACUUCCUCCGCCAUGGUUUCCCCCUGUGGAAGGGGACAGGAUACUACUACUCCCGCUUCCGUCCUGGUCUGGGCUCCGUGUUGGCUGGUUUGUUCCUGGUCUUCGGCGGUGGUGCACACUACGCUGCUUUGAUCCUUGGUUGGAAGAGGCAGCGUGAGUUUGUGGAUCGCUACAUUCGUCAGGCCCGCAGAGCUGCCUGGGGAGACGAGACUGGUGUCCGUGGUAUCCCUGGAAUCGACUCGGCUGCUGCUGCUGCUGCUCCUGCUUCUGCCUCCGAGUCUGAAGCCGGAGCCGUGGCCGUGAACCGCCGCCAGAAGCGAAUGAUGGACAAGGAGAACAAGAAGGACAAAAAGGGAGGAGGUCGUGGUAGCGCUCGUGCCUCUGGAACAUCCACACCUACCGAGAUCACUAGCAGCACUGGCGAGCGCAAGCGCGUUGUUGCUGAGAAUGGCAAGGUUUUGAUUGUCGACUCCAUUGGCAAUGUGUUCUUGGAAGAGCAGAACGAGGAUGGUGAACGUCAGGAGUUCCUGCUUGACAUUGAUCAGAUCGAGCGCCCUACCAUCCGUGAAACGAUGCUGUGCAAGCUUCCCAUCUGGUGUUUCAACCGGACUGUUGGCCGGGUGUUGGGCAUCUCUCCCGCUGAGGAGGAAGAGUUUGAGGAUAUCGAUGAGCCAGUCGAGGAAGCUAGUGAGACCACUGCUACUUCGACCCGGUCUUCUCGCAAGCGUUCCAAGCGCUCCCAGCGAUCAUAG
Penicillium antarcticum is the source of this 1158-nucleotide messenger RNA. RefSeq lists its product as uncharacterized. Gene Ontology annotation, cellular component: endomembrane system. The coding region runs from base 1 to 1158 and encodes 385 amino acids. NCBI's taxonomy places the organism in Eukaryota, Fungi, Ascomycota, Eurotiomycetes, Eurotiales, Aspergillaceae. The record is from RefSeq and is a predicted model, not a curated record. The transcript has 3 exons.